Messenger RNA from Psilocybe cubensis, 5415 nucleotides. RefSeq lists its product as uncharacterized. The transcript has 10 exons. NCBI's taxonomy places the organism in Eukaryota, Fungi, Basidiomycota, Agaricomycetes, Agaricales, Agrocybaceae. The coding region runs from base 1 to 5415 and encodes 1804 amino acids. The record is from RefSeq and is a predicted model, not a curated record.
AUGACAAAAAACUCUCGCAAGUCAAAGAAAAAGACCCUUUACGAGGAUGACCCUGAUGCAGCAGAUGUCAUCACAUACAAAACACAAUCCAGGACAACCCGAAAUGGGAGAAGAGUUGAAGAGUUAGUUAAAGUCCCGCUAACCAGAACAGAACGGUAUCACGUUAAUGGGGAUCAACCACCGUCUGUUUCUGUGGAUGACAAUGACAAUGACUCAGGGCCAGCACCUAUGGAUUACGAUGAUGUGAAUGUGGAUGAUACUGUGGUCCCAAAGGCCCGAAAGACGCAAAGAGAUUAUAUUCUCCAGUUUGUCGAGAGGGUUGACGACUUACUUGGGGCAUUAUUGAGCAGAGAAGCACUGAAUGUGCCUGUUGAACAAUCGGUUUGUACUCACUGCCAGGCCAACAAUAUUGCAAUCUGGCGCUGUCGAGACUGCAGUUUACCAUCGGUUAUGUGCCGAAAAUGUAUGCGAGAGAGUCAUAAAUCCAAUCCCAUGCACCGGAUUGAGCGAUGGAUAGGUACUCAUUUUCGCUCAGCCGAACUUUGGGAGGUUGGAACAUACCUUUUAAUUCCUCAUCACUCUGGGACCGCUAUAUGUUCAUCAUUAAAAGCUCGGAUACAGUUUCUGGAAUAUCUGGAGGAUCCAAAAGACAGGUCAGAGCAAGCCCAGCUCAGGUCACUGGACCUUAGCCAAGUUCCCUGGAGAUCUGAUGAGCAAAGGCUGGCCAAUGUCGAUAGUGACAGCAGAAACCAUCCGCUCGACAACGCUGAACCUGGAGAAAUUCCUGGAGAGAAUGGCCCAUCUGAUUCAGAAUUUGAGCAGCUACUAGAUGGCUUACUUGAAGACCCAUCUAUGGAGCUGCCGCCAGAUAUUUUAGAUGAUGAUGACGAUGAAACGGAAGUUUCAAAUGGGGAGUCUGAAAUCGGAAAUAUUCCUCAAUACCUGCACAAUCCGACAGGCCCGACACCGAAUACUUCCCCGCAAGCUGGACAAGCGCCUACGGUGGAUGGUCUUAACAACUCGUACAUCCGCAUUGUGCACACAAAUGGCUUGCAUCACCUAGCCAUGGUAUCAUGUGUUUGCCAUGGCUCCGACACAUUACCGCUUGAUCUUAUGGCAAGUCGAAUGUUACCGACAAGUUUCUACCAUACCCGCACGUUGUUUUCCGCUCAGCUAUUGGACUAUUUUCGGCUUUCAAACUUGGAACUAAAGGCAUCUGCAUACCAGUUUUAUUCAUUGCUCAAGCGCAUAACAAAUCCUAUGGCGCCAUCUAGUGUCGUUGACCUCUACAACGAAUUCCGCAGAAUGUCACGGUUAUGGAGAUGGAUGAAAAAGUUAAAGUGGGCGGGAUUUGCAGGUCAUAAUGGUAAAAGUGCCCUCAAUGUCGGAAAAGGUGAAUUGGCAAACUAUUGCCCUACCUGCCCCCAGCCAGGCGUCAAUAUCGAUCCUAAUUGGAAAGAUGACCCUAAUCGCUGGGUCUACAAACGAAUUUUUGUUGCCGAUGGGAACUUUAAAGCCGACCAUGUACGAUCGGAAAAGCCGUCUCGGGAUAUUUGGUUGUCGGAAGGUGGAGGUAUGAUGCCUCCAAGGGAGGAAUACCAUGAAUUCCUACGGACAGCAAUUGAAGCAUUGACUGGCGCACCCUGCGAGAACACCUUUCGUGCUAUUCAAAACUCGCUAUUAUCAUCUUCGUCAUGCGAUGUUACAGGCAUUGUCGGAGUUGCAUGUGCCCGACAUGGUUGUUAUGCACCUAACGCUCUUGUCAACCUCUUUAAAGGUGAACAGCAAAAAAAUGUGGACUUCGCGUUUCUAGCGGCCCUUCGCUCUACUGGUGUUCAUCCCGACCAGGGAACAAUGAUGAUAUACGAUAUCAUUUGCCAGUAUAUCAUCCACCUCUUGAAGCGGAUUAAACAUCAUCUCCCAGAUGGAUUCAAAAUUGAUCGAGCCAUUGGUAUGUUUCAUGUACAUGCCCAUAAAGACGAGUGCUUCUUCCGAUAUGCACCAACCUUUAUUCCUGGGGCGGCUUGUGUUUGCGGUGAAAUUCUGGAGUCACUCUGGGCGGACUUGAACUCCAUCUCCCCGGCUACGCGUACAGCAACAUUGGCACACCGGACUGAAAUUCUUGAUGACCAUGCGUCGGACUCAAACCACAAAAAGGCAUUGGGGAUUACGAAGUAUCUCUGCAGAAGGCAUCUAGAGGCGGUCAAAGCUCGAGAAACAUAUCGCACCUCAUUUUCUAAUCUGACAAAGGCUGCGGAUCCCGAGGCCCUGAAACUCUGGACAAAACAGAUUGAAGAUGCGGAAAAACGUAGAUUGGAGGACCCCGCAGCCAUGGAUAUAUAUGUUGCAAAGCGUCCGGGACGAAGUACUUCAACCCACCAAGAAUCCGAAAGUUCCGCAAAGUCGUUGACUCCAAUAGAGUCAUGGAUACAGUUUUCAUUGCUUGUUGAAGAAAAACAACUUGAUAUUCGUGUCCGUGCACGGAGACUUGUAAAUCAUGAUCGGCUUACUGACCGCGUUAAGUUGCAAAAGCUUCGCGAUGCACUCAAACCCCUGUUAUCCCAACUUGGACUGCUUCAAACCAAGGCAGGAGUAGUAACCACCUCGGUGCAUGGACGUGGAUUUUCUGAGCAACUCUUUGUUGAUUGGGAGGACGAUGAAGAUGUUCUGGCUCCAGGAUCAGCUCCGCCUGCGUAUGAAGCCAUUGACCAUCAACUAUUAUGCUUACCAUCUAAUGGAACAGCGGAUAAUAUCUAUGCACCAUAUGAGCUUCAAGCCCGAAUUUUGCAAGCCCGAAGCCUCCUCAAUCAGCUCCGUGAACGCAUAGCAGAGAGGUCGUUCCAAUACUCCGAUGUUGUCCGACACGCACCUCGGAAAGGUGUCCGUACAAGAGGGUAUACUGCGGCAAAGGAGCUUAGGGACCAGAUUUCUUUGUAUGCGCAAGCUUAUUCUCAUUGUAGAAGUUGUCUUGUGCAACUUGGUGCCGAUGAAAUUACUCUCCGGGAAUUUCGAGUGUUAACAAAAGAAGACAUCAAAUCCAGCACAGCAGUAAUUAACCCAAAUGUUGUCGGAUCAACAAAGUUCCGUUUGUCGUGGAUUUGGUACUCAGUCAACCAGCGUCUCGGACCAAGAUGGGCACUUGACCCCAAUGCCGACUCUGCCGCCGAUCCCUAUAGUAUUGGAGAGGAUGCCGAUCCCGCUACUGUUCUUGAAUUUAAACGCGUGCAUUGGCUACGUGCAAGAGCAUUAUACAACCGGUGGCUAGAAGAAGAAACAUUGGUUCGCUAUGAAAUGAAGUGGACUGUGCUAUUCUUCCUUCAUAAAUCUAAAUGGUGGAAAGACACCAUUAAUAGCGACAUACCUUUAUCACCAGGUGCAAAGGCUUAUGCACAUCGACAGUCCGGAAUCCAAAAAACCCCAACCAUCCGUGUCUUCCGUCAACCGUCUGUCCUUGCGAUGGACAAAGUGCCCACCAUUCGACCUUUCCGUGCCUACGAUCUUCAGUAUGGAUCGAACCCCCAACACCAUGAAUUCUUGCAAUCAGUUGUUUUUUGUGCCGGAUCGAGGUUUCGUGAGGCCUUGAUACAUACUCUGCAAAGCUCUGGGCAGAGGCGAAAACGAUGGAUGCAACAAGCCCUUCAAAAGGAAUUGAAUUGGGUUUUGAGGUGCAUUGGUCGGGCAUUCGCCAUCGGGUUUAACAUAGAGAUCCCGCUUGUAAUCCGCUGUCUGGCGGACACUUUGGGGUCGGUUUUGACAGAGAGUCUCCCUUUGGAGAUUGAUAUGGCCUUUGCUGAAUUUCUUGCUUGUGGAACUCGGGAUUGGGCAUUUGAAAAGCGCGUCGGAUCUUACAAUUACGACUGGUGGAAUCGGAACAGCGCCCCCAAGCCAUCGGAACUCUUGGGAACUGCAACUGUUAGUGAGAUUCUUACUUAUCACAAGGCGGAAUUUUACAAAACCUUCGAUCCUGAGCCGACGACCACAUUCGACGAAUUACUCAAGACUCACAUUGACCACAAGAUUCCCGAAAUUCCGCCCAACAUGUCUCUUGUUCACCCGGUUCAAAUUAUCUUGGAUAAAGUCGGAGAUACGUGUGACGCUUGCGAUGCUUUUCAAAAUCUUGCAAUUGAAAGUAUUCAACAGCUGAGCAGUAUAAAAAAUCACACGUCCAUCAUGUUCAGUACCGCCGACAAUACCCUCGACCGUAUUUCCCGACGCGCAAUCGGAUUCUUUGAAUUGUAUGAGGCUUCUCAACGUGCAGCGGACACCGCUAAAGGCCCCGCCCCGACGGACUCCAACGAAAACCCGGUUUCAAAAUGGACCUGGGGUAGACAACUAACAACCAAAGAAGUCUGCUCGCUUGGGGAUGGAAAAAAGGCGUCCCACUCAGGAUAUGCGGAAAGUCUCCGUGAUGGCAAGUUACGUUCACGGUCUGUGGACAAACCCAUUCACUCCCCGCACACAUCCGACGUUUUUGAAUCGGUUUCCUCUGUGGCGGCGGACAAUCAUCUUUCGAAUGAGGCUAUCAAACACCCUCAAUACUUUGAAGAUGGCACGGACAGCGGGACAAUUGCAAGUAUGAUUGAAAAGGCAGCAACUUCUUAUGAAUCCGACUCCGAUGCCUCCGACACCGGUGAUGCAGACACUGCGCCAUCUCAGGCUACUCAAUCAGUAGCAGAGCUGUUGGCGCAUGUGGAAUACAUUAGCUCCGACUCCGAUGACUUAGACGGCUCCGACGACAGCAUGCAUGGGGAGGAUGGAGGCAAGGGCACGGAUACUGGAAAGAAGAGGCAGAACAUUGAUACCUCCGCCAACAGUGGUGCCGUUAGGAGGACUAAACCGCGCGGGGAAGAUGGUCAGAGUGUCAAAGAUCAAGAUGCACCUCACACAACUGCAUACUUCACUAAGAAUUUUUUUUCUUGUCAACUUGAUGAAGACCUUUUUGAAAUGGAUGCCGAUGAGGAUGAAGAUGCCGACGAAGAUGGUGACAGCGAGGGCAGGGCCAUGGAACCAGGAUAUGCGCACAGACCAGGAUAUGCACACAGACUGGAACAUCCGCGUCGGCAAUGGAAAGCACCAAGCGCCCCGACAACCUGCCGACCAACCCCGCCUGCGCAUGGACCGCGUCGGCAAUGGAAUGCACCAAGCGACCGCGUUGGCAAUGGAAUGCACCAAGCGUUCCGACAACCUGCCAACCAACCCCGCCUGCGCAUGGACCGCGUCGGCAAUGGAAUGCACCAAGCGUUCCGACAACCUGCCAACCAACCCCGCCUGCGCAUGGACCGCGUCGGCAAUGGAAUGCACCAAGCAUCCCGACAACCUGCCGACCAACCCCGCCUGCGCAUGGACCAAAAAGCCAACGGGAUUGCAUGCAAAUGCGCGGUUCAAUGGUCCAAUGGGUCCAUUGAAUCCACAUAA